Molecule: messenger RNA, 2624 nt
Organism: Drosophila hydei
Lineage: Eukaryota; Metazoa; Arthropoda; Insecta; Diptera; Drosophilidae
Gene: Nep5
Product: endothelin-converting enzyme 2
Exons: 9
Coding region: 1-2616 (871 amino acids)
Biological process (GO): protein processing
Cellular component (GO): plasma membrane
Molecular function (GO): metalloendopeptidase activity
Source: RefSeq, a predicted model, not a curated record
AUGGAUGCUGCACCGCCCAAUACACGGAAUCGCAUCUGGACAACCGCCAGCAACCACAAUGUCUACUUUGAUGAGAAUCUGCAGCAGCAGCGACUCCAAACGCCAGCUAAUCGAAAUCUUUUGUCUGGCCAACUGGCACCGGUGCGUGCUUUUAGCGAAAACGGCCAUGGGGACAGUGCUCAGAGCAAGCAGCUGCCCUACGAGGCCAUCAACUCCAAUCUAAUUGGCGUGCAAUCCAAAUUUCGGCGCAGAUAUUAUCACAAAGUUGUGCUGGGCGUGUUGGUAGCGCUCGUAGUCAUUCUGCUAAUAACAAUCAUAGUCUUAAGCGUAACAUUUAAGAAAUCUAGUCAUAUAUGCCGGAGCAAGGAGUGCAUCCGCACAGCGGCUAGCCUCAUCUAUGCCAUGGACGAACAGACUGAUCCCUGCGAGGACUUUUACAAAUUCACCUGCGGUCGCUGGGCCAACGAGCAUCCGCGUCCCGAUUCGGCCACAUCGAACGAUUGGUUUCGCGAGCGGCAGGCGCAUAUAAUGCGCUUGGUUCGCUCCUUUCUGCAGUCGAAUAUCAGCAGCGCCGAGCCAGCUGCCGUGGGCAUGGCCAAGACCAUGUACCGGAGCUGCAUGGACACGGAUCUGCUGGAUGAGCGUGAUCUGGAGCCGCUUGUUAACUAUUUGCAACGCUUCAAGCUGCCGCUGCUGCCCUCAGCCCUGAACCUAACAUUUAGCAGUGGCUCGAAAUAUGCUACAGAGACGAGCAACUAUACUUACAACUGGCUGGACACGGUGGUGGCUAUAAAGCGCCAUCUGAGCCUGGACCUGAUAGUGGGCUUCGACGUCUUUCCCGAUCCCUUGAAUCGAACACUCAAUCGCAUUGCACUGGGCACGCCCGAAACGGAGUCCGCAUUUCCCUUUAACAAUGAUGAUUCGCAUAAGAUGCUGCGCAAGAUCCAUAGACGUACCAUCUACUUGCAGUAUAUGGAUGAGAGCGAUGACAACGACAAUCACGAGACGGAAGAGGAGGAGGAGGAGGCCAGCAAGCAGACCAGUGCAGGCAUGUCCGCCUAUGUGAUGUACGUGCGCAAGGUAAUCGAGAAGUACUUGCUCUAUGUGGAUCCCGAUGUCAAUCAGGAGGAGGCCACGCUGGGCAUUAAGGAGCUGGUGAUGCAGGCCGUCAAGGUGGCACGCAAGAUUCAUACGCUGAAAGAGGAGGCAGAGAACAUAACGAAGCCCUCUAGUAAUCCCGUCGAGGAUAUCAUGUACAUUUCAUUAAUGAAACUUCAGAAUCAGACAGAUAAAAACAUUGCGCCGCAAACGAUGCCCAUUUGGGUGCGCUACAUGCAGCUAUUGCUCGAGGGCACGAAACACGCAUCCACAAUGGAUAUCAAGAAUACGACUAUAAUAACCAGCCAGGCGGAUAUAUACUAUCUGCAGAACAUCGUCGCAUAUCUGCACGAAACGCCCGCCAUGCACAUCGAAUCCUAUUUGUGGCUAAGUGCACUCGAGGAGCUGGUGCUGCACACGACCAGCGACAUGCGUCUGCUGCACGGGGAGUACAUGCGCCUUGUCAUCGGCACCGAGGGCAGCACUCCGCGCUCCCUUUAUUGUGCACACGGCGUGAAUACGUUGUUUGGCAUGGCCGUGAGCUAUGUGCUGGCUGAUGAGCGUUUCACGAAGGAGACCUUGCCACGCGUCGAGCGCAUGCUGAGCGAUAUACGACGCUCCUUUGAUCGCCUGGUGCGCUCCACUAACUGGAUGGAUGCGGCCACUAAACGUCAGACCAUCCAGAAGUCAGCUGAAAUGAAGAGCUUCAUUGGCUUUCCCCACUGGCUGACCAAUGCGACUGCCCUCAAUGCCUACUACGAGGGCGUCAAGGUCAAUGUGAGCACUCAUCUGGAGAAUCUAAUGGGCUUUGUGCACUGGCAAAUGCUGGCCAAAAUCAAUGAUAUGGACAAGCCAGAGCCCAUCGGCUGGGCGACUUCGCCGUCAAAUGUGAACGCUUUCCAUACGUUUCAAUCGAAUGCCAUUACUGUGCCCAUUGCCAUUCUGCAAUAUCCGUUCUACGACCUUGGCCUCGAAGCUUUGAAUUACGGCUCGAUUGGUACGAUACUGGGGCAUGAGCUGACGCAUGGCUUCGACGACAGCGGCCGGCGAUUCGACAAGGAGGGCAACAUGGUCGAGUGGUGGUCGAACCAGACAAUCAAUGAGUACGUCAAUCGCACCGAAUGUUUCGUGGAACAAUACAGCCGAUACUAUCUGCCGGAUAUUGGGGAAUACAUUGAUGGCGAGCUAACUCUGGGCGAGAACAUUGCGGACAAUGGCGGCAUGCGGGAGGCCUAUCUGGCGUAUCGGCUCUAUGUGAAGGAGGUGGGCCGCGAGCGUCUAAAGCUGCCCGGGCUGGAGCAUUAUACGCACGAACAACUCUUCUUCAUCGCGUUUGGCAAUCUGUGGUGCGAGACCUAUACGCCAGCCGCAUCGCGGUAUGCGCUCGAGGAUUCGCACUGUCCCGGUCAGAUGCGCCUGAAGGGCGUACUGUCCAACUCCGAGGAGUUUGCGCGCACAUUCAAAUGCGGCCGUGGCACAGCCAUGAACCCAGAUCAGCCUAAAUGCCGCAUCUGGUGAUGAGUACA